AUGAGUAUAAUAAAAGAAAUUGAGGAUAAUGAAGCUUGGUUUGACGCUGAAGACAUCUUGGAUGAACCUUUUCAUGAGCCUGCUUCAAAUGACCUGCAUGAUGAGAAACAAAGUCAUCGGAAUACUACUGAAGAAAGUUACAAUCAAACGCUAUGUAAAUGUACUUCAAUUACGAGAGGUGAAGCAUUACUAAUGACAUUACUGUUGGGAGCUCAGCAAUCAUUAACGUGGACAACUAUAACAUCAAUAUUGUCUCUAAUUAACACUUUGUUCGGUGAAAAUGUAGUUCCAGAAACAAAAUAUCAACUUUUUAAAACAUUACAACUUAAAGAUGAAAUGAUUUCCUAUCAUAUGUUUUGUACUAAUUGUUUGUUUUAUAUUUGUACUGAAAAGAAUUCAAACUCUGGAGACCUGAAGUGUGCGGCUUGUGGGAUUGAGAAUAAUAAAUCAAAUAUUUCAUUUUUUUUAACGUUGGACAUGGAAACACAACUCAAAACAAUUUUACAAGAUAGUGAAAUACAAAAUGCUUUAAACGACCGUUUUGAAGGAAGGAUGAAAAAAAUGGACGGUAAUGUAAUAAAAAACAUAACUGAUGGAGAAAUUUACAAGAAAUUGUCAGCUGCGAAUAAACCAUUAUCUAAUAAAUUUAAUUUAACAUAUACUUUCAAUACAGAUGGAUGCCAGGCGUCAAAAUCAAAUGAAGCAUAUGGUUAUGUGUGGUUUAUGGAUAAAUGA
Messenger RNA from Cotesia glomerata, 735 nucleotides. RefSeq lists its product as uncharacterized. Lineage: Eukaryota; Metazoa; Arthropoda; Insecta; Hymenoptera; Braconidae. The transcript has 4 exons. The record is from RefSeq and is a predicted model, not a curated record. The coding region runs from base 1 to 735 and encodes 244 amino acids.